UUAACAGAAUCUGAUAGCUAGAUAUUUAUACCAAAAUGGUUUAAAGUCGAAACAUUAUUUCACGCAAUACACUACAAGUGAAGGAGCAAAUAAAUUUAAAAUUCAGUGAGGGAUUAUAGCGUUUAAGCGAUCCUGCCACCAUAAAGAUACCAAGUUCAGGAUGCCGGGAGAAAAUGUGAAAGUAGCGGUUCGAGUUCGCCCCUUCAAUCAGAGGGAAAUUGAUGCCAAUUCAAAAUGUGUUAUUCAAAUGGACGGUGGAUCAACCACCAUAACCAAUCCACACACUGGAGAAAAGAAAACGUUCACGUUUGAUCAUUCUUAUUGGUCCCACGAUGGCUACAAUGAAAGAAGUGAUUCUAUGUUGGUCCCUGAGAAUGAAACCAGCGUAUAUGCUGAUCAGCAAUGCGUCUUCAAUCAACUAGGACGCCAAGUUCUUGACAAUGCCUGGGAAGGAUAUAACUCUACAUUGUUCGCAUACGGACAGACAGGAAGCGGGAAAAGUUAUUCGAUGCUUGGGUAUGGAACAAACAAAGGUAUUGUGCCAAUCGCUUGCGGAGAACUUUUUAAAGCAAUUGAUUCGGCUGAUAAAUCAAAUGGGAAACAAAUGCAGGUUACUUUCAGUAUGCUUGAAAUAUACAAUGAGCAUGUUCGAGAUUUGUUGACGAACAAUACAAAAGCGAUACCCGGUGGACUAAAGGUCAGACAAGACCGCAAUCAAUCAUUUUACGUUCCUGAUUUGAAACAACUUCCAUGUCGAGAUUACAAAGCAAUAGAAAGGUUAAUGGAACAAGGAACAAUCAAUAGAACAACUGCUUCUACGAAUAUGAAUGCAACAAGCAGUAGAUCCCAUAUGGUCAUAACAAUUAAAUUUAAGCAGGUAUUCAACAAUGAUCGUGGUGAAAGUACAACAAAAACAAGCGAAAUCAAUUUGGUAGAUUUGGCAGGAAGCGAGAGAGCAAAAUCUACCGGUGCCACAGGCGAUCGACUCCGAGAGGGCUCAGCUAUCAACGUCAGUUUAUUAACGUUAUCAAGUGUUAUUGAAGCAUUAGCUGAAGGAAAUCCAAAGAAAACUAUUCCUUACAGGAGUUCAGUUCUGACAAAACUACUCAAAUCAGCUCUCGGUGGAAACAGUAAAACUGUGAUGAUUGCAGCAUUGAGUCCAGCUGAUAUUAAUUAUGAAGAAACACUUUCUACAUUACGAUAUGCUGAUCGAGCGAAAAAAAUUCAGAACAAAGCUGUUAUCAACUUAAGUCCGACUGAAAAACUCAUUCACGAUUUGAAAUCAGAAAACGCCAGAUUACUUCAAUUAUUAGCAUCUCAUACUUCUGGUGGUUCAUCUGGAAUGACACAUGACAAAGAUUUUAUUACAGCUGACUUGGAGCAUCUGAUCGCUCAAAAUGAAAAACAAAUGAAAGAAUCAACAAUGUCGUGGGAACAAAAAUUAGAAGAUGCAAAAAGAGAAUGGGAAAUGGAACAUGUAUCCGCCUCUGAUAAGAUGUUCAGCAAAAAUCCAUAUUUUCAAAACGUAAACGAAGAUCCACAACUAUCUGGGGUGAUUAAGAAAUUUAUUUACGAAGGAGUCACAAUGGUCGGCAAAUGCAAUAAUAUCGACACAACUAAGAAACCACAUAUCGCACUUCGUGGUUUAGGCAUUCAAGAUCACCAUGCAAACAUUAUGUGCAACAAAAGUAAUGUAUAUGCAGAUCCUAUCUCUCCGAAUGAAGUCUUCGUCAAUGGUGUGAAAAUUUCAAAAAAGACGGCGUUGAAACAUGGCGAUAGAAUCAAAAUGGGAUCAAAUAGUUUGUUUCUAUUUGUCGGAUUUCCAAACGAAAGAAAAAAGAGCGAUGACGACUUAACGAAGAAGUAUGAUUAUAAUUUUUUUCAAAAUGAACUUGCCGCGAGUCUAGGAAUUAACUACGACUUGAAAUCGAAGCAGAAGGACGCAAGCGGGGAUCUCGGUAUCGCAGAGGUUUAUCAUGAUUAUUUGACAUUGAUGCCAAUGGUCGCUGAAGUUAAUGCCAUAAGUGAAGAAUUGCAGAAGAAUGUUUCUUUUAGUUUAUUUGUUCUUAAUCUUGCCUCUUAUGAUUCAUCUGGACUAGAAAAAGAAAAGGAAGUUGCCGUCAAAGUGGUGCAACAGAUCACAAACCAGGUAUGGAUUUGGUCGAAAGCAAAAUUCACAAAUAGAAAAUAUUUGAUAGAAGAAUUAUAUAAUAAUUUCACUGAAAAUCCUGAAAGUGUAAACGAUAUCGCACAUGAAGAUGAUCCAUUCUGGGAUCCCGUUGAGGAUGUAUAUCUUGGAUGCGCUCAUGCCUGGUUACAUAGUCUUGCGUAUUGCAUGCCAUUAGAUGAUCAAAUUGCAAUUCUUAAUCAUUCCGGGAAAGAAGAAGGUCACUUACAAGUAUCAGUGUCUCCUUGUACUGCCAAUGGAAUAGUACAGAGUGAUGAAAUGAUGAUAUUAGAUCCGAACGAUUUACUGAACAAAAGAUUUGAUAUUAUGAUACAAAUACAACAAUGUAUCGGAUUAAAAUGGAUCAAGCAAAACAGCACGAGAGGAAUAAUGAUCAAAUUCAAAUUGUACGAUGAACGAUAUGGUCAUCAAACAAGAGCAUUGUGGCAUGUUGUCAACCCACGAGUCAAUUUUCAGCAACACAUAACUGUGGACAACGUGGAUGAUGAUUUUCUCACUUAUCUUCACUCUAAUGCUGUUGUAUUUGAAGUUUGGGGGUUACAAGGCGGGCGUGUUGACACUCCUGACACUACAUUAGAUGAUGGGAUGAUACGAACAAAUAGUCCACCUCAUUCGUCACCACCGUCAACUGCUGCUUCCUUUUCGUCGGCAGAAUUUGACGCCAUGGAAAAAGAAUUAGAAGGAGCUAAGCACGAAAUUAAAAGUUUAUCAGAUCAAAAAGAAGAACUCUUUCAGUUAUGUCGGAUUUUAAGGAAAGAGAACACAAAUUUGAAAACAAAGGUCAAAGAAGCUAAGAAAAAUAAUAAGAACGGAAUCACUAGGCCGAGCCGUCCUAAGUCUGCAUCGAAGAGUGAAAUUAUUUCGAAAGAAGUUCAAAAUGAAAAAGAUAAAACGCCAAGUUCAAGAUCAUCGUCCGCCGCAAGCCAAGGUAAUAACAACGUGCAAGCAGAACUUGGUCGAGCAUUGAAGCGAUAUUUUGGCGAUAUAAAGCCUAUCCAAUCGCAAAUGCAGUAUCUUUUAUCAUCUGAAAUGCCUCCAGAACCAGCAAGAUCAAAGCAUGGAUCGGUAAAAGGAGACUCUUAUGACAGACUACGAUCGUUUGCUGAUGUUCGUCAAAAAGACAUCGAUCAACUUUCAGAAGGAUUCAAUAAGGCAUUGUUAACACUAAAAAGCUCAGUGGCAGCCACAGUCAGGGCGCGGAAAACAGAAAUGCAGCCAAACGGGUCGUCCUAACCUUAGUGAAGAUUACAUCGUGCAUCUAUUUAUCAACAAAUUCUUUUAUUAUUGACGCCGCCAUCGUCAUUUCGAAUGUCAGUUUUUCAUUAUAAGGCCAUUAUUUCCUUGUCGUGCAAGGGCGGUCAUAUGCUGUCUUACCAAUCUAUUUUUAUAUACCGAACAUUGUAAUGUAAAUAGUCGUGUAAAAUAUUUAUUUUGUUAGUCUUUUUCUGCAUUUCUUAUAUUAUUUUCAUCCUUAUUUUGAGCAAUACAAUUUUGUCUAAUGUGACAGCCUUUAACUUUGCCCAACUCACGGUCUUUUGACCGAAGAUAGAGUUGAUUGUUGCAUCCGUGUACCAAAAUUUCAGAGUACAACAUUUUAUCGUCCUCGAUACGUGAAAAUUGCAAAAUAAAUAUUUUUAUAUCAUCUUUCCAA
Molecule: messenger RNA, 3839 nt
Organism: Styela clava
Lineage: Eukaryota; Metazoa; Chordata; Ascidiacea; Stolidobranchia; Styelidae
Product: kinesin-like protein KIF28
Biological process (GO): microtubule-based movement
Molecular function (GO): microtubule binding; microtubule motor activity; ATP binding
Source: RefSeq, a predicted model, not a curated record